Molecule: messenger RNA, 2355 nt
Organism: Triplophysa rosa
Lineage: Eukaryota; Metazoa; Chordata; Actinopteri; Cypriniformes; Nemacheilidae
Product: GTPase IMAP family member 4
Exons: 4
Coding region: 1001-2044 (347 amino acids)
Molecular function (GO): GTP binding
Source: RefSeq, a predicted model, not a curated record
UUUUCCACACCACAGACGCGGAAUUAACGUCUGAAUUUAGUAGCAUUAAACGUAUUAACAUCAAAACAUCAAUGUUACUAAUUAUUUAGUAGCAUUAAAAUCAACACAAGUAUCUAAUAACAUUAAAAGAGCACCGUUCCAAACAUUCGCCAUUUCCGGGUGAAGAGGGAACUAACGUUAUCGGAUUUCCGAGAGCACGUAAAGUCGAACAAAAAACUUUAAACAAACAUCAUCUGGGAAAAAAAUAAACAUAGACGAUAUAAAAUGAUAUUGUGCUAUCACAAGCAUUAUGUUGACGAGUUGCGUUGAAACUAUCAUGUUAUAAAUAUACAUUUCAAGUAAUGCAGAUGCUGUACUGUUGCAGCAAAAUAGUCAGACAAACAAACAAAUGAAAGAAUGUGCGACAACUUUUUAUAUUUUCAUACAUUUUACCAUUACUAUACUAAUACUUACUAUCAUUUUGAUUGUGUAAAAUAUGUAUUAUUGAUACAAAUUUCAAUUGUGAAGAAUCACACUGCAAUAUAUUGAGAGAUGCAGUUCAGAUGACAACUAUGCAGUGCAAAUUUGCAAACUACAGGGAAAUAAUAGGGGCAAAUGUUGAGUUUCCUCAUAACAUUAUUUUCUUUGUACGUGGGUAACGGUUGUCAUUUCAUCUGCUUCAUUGCUCAAUUUAAAAACAAACCUUCACAUUCUAGACUGGAGAGACAUUUAUCUACCGAAACAGAGAAAUGCAUGCCAAACACACUUAUAGCCUACUUGAAAAACAUGUUUAACGUGUCUUCGUGUGUUUGAAUGAAGCCCUUGUUUAGGACUGUCUCGUAACAGGACCAGCCCUCUUACGGUCCAAAACCGAUACCUGUUCAAAAUGUUUGGUUUAUAUUGCACACCUGAGUACUCGGCAGACUCACUGUUGCAUGAGACGUCUUUUGCUAUCAUUGGUGAAACCAAAACAUUUGUAAUGCUGUAAGACUGCAGAGGGGAAAGCGCAAAGGACUAAGGCAUGAUGAAAAGAAUGACUCUUGAAGAUAAACUGGACAGUAUGAAGGUAGAGAACGAGCUGGAUGGUUCUGAUGAAGAGUUUAAUGAUUUUGAGGAAGAUGGGUUUGACUCUGCGUUGGACUCAUCAACAAGCUAUCUGGCACAGGAAGAAUUGUAUGAAAAUUUGCCGAAUGUUAGGAAAACCAAUUUAACUACAUCAACAACUUUACACGCUGGGACAGAGGAAUUGCGUGUCUUGCUUUUGGGAGCAAGAGGGGCUGGAAAAAGCUCCACUGGAAACACCAUCCUCGGAUGCCACAUCUUUAAGACGGACAUGCAGCUCAGUAGAGUCACACAGAUCUGUGAAAGGGCAUCUGGGAUGAUUCACGGCCGACAUGUGGCCAUCAUCGACACUCCAGGUCUUAACAGAAUAGGGAGCAUGGAACGAGAAGUGACCAGAGAGAUCCUAAAGUCCAUCUCACUUUAUAAUCCAGGACCGCAUGUUUUUCUGCUGGUUAUGCCUGUAGGAAAUUUAACUAAUGAUGAUAAGAGCAUGCAUAAGUUGAUGGAGAGCAUGUUUGGCAAGAGCAUGUGGAAGUAUACCAUUAUUGUGUUCACACAUGGAGAUCGGCUAGGGGACAAAAUGGCUAAUGAUGUCAUCACAUGCUCUGACAAGGGGCUUCGCGAUUUCAUCCGUAAAUGCAGUGGUGGAUUUGUGUUCUUCAAUAACAAGGACAUGGACAAGUACACGUAUGUGACCGAACUUUUAAAGAAAAUUGAUACACUCCUGGCUAUUAAUGGAAAGGGAUGCUACACAACGUCUUUUUAUCCGUCUGCAGAGAGGAAGAUAAGAAAGAACAUGGAGAAAAUUUUAGUAAAGAGAAAACAGGAGAUUGCACAAAAGGAGGAAAAGCUGGGGACACUCUGCCAAACUGAGAUGGAGAUUGAAAGAGAGAGACGAGAAAUUUGGAGAACUGAAGAAGAGGAAGCAAGAAAACGGGCUGAGAAACCAUCCACAAAAAGAAAGUCUAAACUAAAUGCGUUUGACAUAAAGACGUCGACCUGAAGUAGCUAGUUUAACAAAUACAAUUAAAACCCUUCUUUGUCUUUUUACUUUAAACAAAUGCCUUUUCUGUAAUUGUCUGCCAAAUCUUGUGUAUUUUUCUAUACAGACAUACUGUAAGGGGGAUAGUUGUCACAAGUUGACACACAGGCCAUCUCAGGCCUAUAAUGAGUGAAAUGUCCAAGCCGGGCAAGUUGUCAUAUCUUCUUAUUGAAUACAAUUUAUGUUAUAACAAAUAAAAAUAUUUUUAAAAGAAUGUUAAUGUAACCUAACAUGGUAAUUAAUGUUUCAGGAAUAUUAUUGUUUUAGUUAAA